Molecule: messenger RNA, 1516 nt
Organism: Umbelopsis ramanniana AG
Lineage: Eukaryota; Fungi; Mucoromycota; Umbelopsidomycetes; Umbelopsidales; Umbelopsidaceae
Exons: 8
Coding region: 370-1296 (308 amino acids)
Source: RefSeq, a predicted model, not a curated record
GUCGAUAUUGGAAAUUUUAGAGUUUUGAUCACGAAUUGAUCAAAGUUUCCAUGUGUCUGUCUGGAUACCAUUUUGCCCAAAAAAUCCUGGACACCCCUUUGCCCCAAAAACAUCUUCUCAAUGAACCCUUACAUUCAUGACAUUAGUCCCUGACAUGAUAUCGGUCGUAUACAUUACACUUGCCGCGGCCUUCGUCAACACAGAUAGCUUGAAUUGACCAAACAUGAUCCCUAAUUCCGCGUGUAGCACAAACCGUGAAUUGAGGCACUCGGGCCACACAAAGGAAAAAAAUGUAACCAGCGUUCUUGUGUCAUCCAUUCAAAUUUGGCGACCAGUUCAAAAGGGUUUAUUCCACUUUGUUCAUUGCCAAUGGGGAGCUGCACAUCCAAGUCGCAAAUCGCCAGCAAGCCUCCCACGAAGGCUGUUACGUCCAGUACUGGCACGGCCUCGAGAACCCGAGUUAUGGCAGAUAGAGAGUACCAUAACGUAGAAGCCAGUACUUAUGUGCUACCUAAAGAUGAUCGAGAAAAGGAUCGUCUGCAUGAGCAACACUAUUUGUUGAAAGAAAAAUUUGGAGGCAAUCUGCUGAAGCCAGAAUUCACUGUAAAGCUCUUUGAAAAAGAUCUUAAGGUGCUGGACAUAGGCUGUGGGCCUGGUACUUGGCUCAUGGACUUGGCUACGGAAUAUCCUAAUAGCAACUUUUAUGGCGUUGAUAUCACAGAUACUUUCCCCCAAGCUAUCCAUCCUCGUAAUUUGCAAUUUCAGGUUGCUAAUGUCUUGGAACCUCUUCCUUUCGAUUUCAAGUUUGACUUCAUACACGUUAGACUUCUGACAGUUGCUCUCCGAGAAUCUGAAUGGGAAAUAGCGUUCAGGAACAUUUACAAUUCUCUAAAGCCCGGCGGUAUUUUCCAAAUCACAGAAGGCUGCCCAUUGCUGAAUACAACUGAUCCUGAAAUGCUGGUUAUUCGCACAAAUAUGGCUCAACUUGUCCGCAAGAAACAGCAAAAUCCAGAUAUGGCGUCACAGCUUGAUGUUGUCCUGGAGCAAGAGAAUUUCAAGGUGCUUCACAAACAGGCUAUCGAGUUACCCUUGGGACACGGAACACCUGCCGACAUUGCGACUGGCGACGUUUACAAAGAAGUGCUGUUAGGUAUGGCUCCGUUCAUGGCUGCCCAAAUGAGCGUUGACAUUGAAGAAUACAAGAGAUUGGUCCAUAAGGCGGCUGCAAACAUGGGUCCCAACAAGGCCUCCAUUCCACUUUGGGGCUAUAUUGCCCAACGCCCUAGCGACAACUAAUAUGAGAAAGCCAAGGGAUAUCAGUAACGUAUUGAGAUACUUUGUAUUUGCUAUAUAGAUUGUGUGUAGACGAAACACUGCGAGAACUAUUUAAUAUAACUUAUACCUAUGGACGACCACUAGCAAGCGAAUCCAGUUACAUGUGCAACGGGUGCCAAAAGAUAGACUCUUAUGAUACAAUACAUGAGAACACACAGACUCAUUUUUAUUGAUUAAUGGU